Lathyrus oleraceus (garden pea) is the source of this 1027-nucleotide messenger RNA. Its product is annotated as protein THYLAKOID ASSEMBLY 8, chloroplastic. Bases 118 to 834 code for a protein of 238 amino acids. Gene Ontology annotation, biological process: chloroplast organization; Group II intron splicing. The transcript has a single exon. The record is from RefSeq and is a predicted model, not a curated record. Gene Ontology annotation, molecular function: protein binding; RNA binding. Lineage: Eukaryota; Viridiplantae; Streptophyta; Magnoliopsida; Fabales; Fabaceae.
AUUAGAUUUAUCUUUAUUAAAAGGCAAAACCGUCAUUGACUAUCUACAACUGUGGAAAAACCGAUAGCCAUUUAGAUAACCUCUGUUAUCGUCGUUCAUUCACGCCUCACUCCACCAAUGGCUUCUUCUCUCCACCAAAACCCCACCUUCCUUAAACCCCACCACCACCCUCAAUCCCCAAAACCCACCACCACCACACGCCGGAGCUACAUCCCGGUACAGUGCGGAGGACCGCGUUCCCAGCGUGGACCACUAGUAAAAGGCCGUUUCCUAAGCAUCGAAGCAAUCCAAGCCAUCCAAACCCUAAAACGCGUCCAACGAACCAACCCACCGAACCAAACUCAACUCCUAACCAACACGCUAACCCGCUUAAUCAAAUCCGACUUAGUCGCAACGUUAAAGGAGCUUCUACGCCAACAACAAUGCACGCUCGCACUCCGUGUCUUCUCUGCCGUUAGAUCUGAAUACGGAGCAAAUCUUUCUCUCUACGCGGAAAUCGUGCAGGCACUCGGCAAUUCCGGUAUGUCGGAAGAUGUGGACCGUUUGAUUAACGAGAUUGAGGAUGAAGGUGGGAUUAGAGUUGAUGAGGAUCAGAGGAAAGGGCUUUUGUAUUUGAUUAAAAGUGUUAUCGGAGCAAAGAGAAGAGAUUCGAUGAUUAGGGUUUAUGAGAUGAUGAAGAGAAGUGGGUGGGGUUCUGAUGUUGAACCUGAUGAGUAUAUUGUUAAGGUUUUGAUUAAUGGGUUUAAGGGUUUUGGAGAUGAAGAACUUGCCCAACAGAUUCAAAAUGAGUAUGAUAGGUUUUGUAAGAACAAAUUUGACUCAUUUGGGGUGUAGUAAAAUUGUUGUGGUGAUAAUUUUUUUUGUUUAUGUUGGGAUUAUUCUAGAACUAGAGCAACACAUUUAACCGAUAGUGUUUAUGUAAUAUGUAAUGUAGAAAUGAGAAAAUAUAUGAACACAAAUUGAAUUGUUGUAUAAGAUGUUUAAAAUUAGAAAUGAGAGAGAAUACUAGGAAGUGGGUUUUAGAUAA